AUGACUACAAUCCCUGUGAAUGGCAUGGUGCACCACCAAACCACCCUUGAGCUCGAACCCAAGGACUUAUUUGACUACUCAAAAAGGUCCCAAUGGCUACGAGCCGCGGUCCUGGGAGCCAACGAUGGCUUAGUCUCCACCGCAUCCCUAAUGAUGGGUGUUGGAGCCGUCAAACAAGAUAUUAGAGCCAUGAUUUUGACCGGCUUUGCUGGCUUGGUAGCCGGAGCUUGCAGUAUGGCAAUUGGAGAAUUUGUAUCUGUUUAUUCACAACUCGAUAUAGAAGUCGCUCAGAUGAAAAGAGAUUUCAAUAGAAGAGAUAUUGAGGUAGCUGAAGCCGAUGGCUUGCCAAACCCUUGGCAAGCCGCAGCUGCAUCGGCUCUAGCUUUUUCUUUGGGUGCUAUGGUGCCUUUAUUGGCCGCUUCGUUUAUCAAGCCUUAUAAGGUGAGGAUUUUGGUCAUGGCGGGGGCAGUGACAGUGGCAUUGGCGGUUUUUGGGUGGUUAGGGGCGGCGUUGGGACGGGCACCGGCGGUCAAGUCUACGAUUAGGGUGGUGGUUGGAGGGUGGAUGGCUAUGGCCAUUACAUAUGGCUUAACAAGGUUAAUUGGUGCAAAGGGACUCCAUUGA
Messenger RNA from Lactuca virosa, 624 nucleotides. The record is from the annotation of a GenBank genome assembly. Lineage: Eukaryota; Viridiplantae; Streptophyta; Magnoliopsida; Asterales; Asteraceae.